AUGCCCGAACAAGCCGGUAAUGCGCCAACGUCUACUGAUGACAGUGUUGGACCCACUGUUCGCUUCAAUUCUACCGUUCAAGAGAUCAAUCCCCAGCACUGCCUGUCCCAGUCGCCCCCCUCGACCUCGCAGGAUGACCGUGUGGGCGAGGUUACACCCGAGGACCUCAAGGCGCUGUCCAAGUCUCUGCAGGGCAACCGACUACAAGAGAAGCGGAUGAACAUAUUCUCGUUUGAGGCCUACUCCUUGCCUGCUUCUAGGGUGCCAUCCCACGACGAUUCCUCGCGAGAUCCGAGCCGGCAGCAGACGCAGAGUUCCACGAGCAUCCCGUCGCCUCGCCUCGCGCCGCGAGGACCCGAAGUCAACUCCCCACCUCUGACCCCAUCUGGCACGGACGGCACAUCGGAUGCAAAGGUCUUGGAACAACAAGUACAGGAGGAGAAGCGCUUGGCGAACGAUGUCAUGACGCCGCAGGACUCCAACAAGCGAGACACGUCACCAAGGACCUCCAGUCGAACCCUGCCGCAUCGCCCAGCAUCUGACGGGCCUCACCAGAGGCGUCCUACCCCAGAACAUCUAGGAGCGCCGGAACAGAAUCACAGGAAAAGCAUGUUCUCUCUCGGGCCCGGAUCGUUACCUGCGUCUCGCGAUUCGAGUCCCAACCGGGCCUCGGCUCACUACACUCGCCCGUUCACACCCUCAGGGGACGCCAAUGACCCGUACUCGGCCAGCAAGCGACAGCCUCAGGGGCCUAUCGAGCCACGGUUCGUCUUCUCGCGCAGCAAAAAGGGAUCUAAGGUCUCCCCGAGCUCUUCAACCUUGAGCCUGCCGAGGGCGUCCACGGACAAGCGAAGCUCUACGCUGCUCAGUGCCCUGGGCAAGAACAGCGAUCUCCACAAGGAGGACAGCCAUGGCACCACCCACAGCCGCCAAGCCUCCAUGUCGGAUCUCAAGAGAUUCUUCAAGAUGGGCCAUCAUAAACCGAAGCGGGGCACCUCACCAGCUGCGAGCAUCAGAUCUGGCUAUAAGACGCCACCUGUCUCGAGAUCGAGCACCCAGAUACCCUUCGGAGACGACCACGGUCUGACAUCCAAGUAUGGAAAACUGGGCAGGGUGCUAGGCUCUGGAGCCGGCGGGUCGGUCAGGCUUAUGAAGCGGAGCGAGGACAACACGGUUUUCGCCGUGAAGGAGUUCCGACCUCGCCAUUCGUACGAGACGGAAAAGGAAUAUGUCAAGAAGCUGACUGCUGAGUACUGCAUUGGAUCAUCACUACACCACGGCAACAUUAUCGAGACGCUGGAUAUCGUCCAGGAGAAGGGCAAGUGGUUCGAGGUGAUGGAGUACGCACCGUUUGACCUUUUCGCCAUUGUUAUGACGGGGAAGAUGUCGCGAGAAGAGGUCUCGUGCUGCUUUCUGCAGAUUUUGAGCGGCGUGACCUACCUUCACAGCAUGGGCCUGGCCCAUCGGGACCUCAAGCUCGACAAUGUGGUGGUGAACGAGUAUGGCAUCAUGAAGAUCAUCGAUUUCGGCAGUGCACAUGUGUUUAAGUACCCAUUCGAGAACAAUAUGGUUCUUGCAUCUGGAAUUGUGGGCUCUGACCCAUAUCUCGCGCCCGAGGUGUACGAGGAACGCAAGUAUGACCCAACGGCAGUCGACAUCUGGUCACUGGCGAUUAUUUACUGCUGCAUGACCCUGCGCCGGUUUCCUUGGAAGGUCCCACGAAUGACGGACAAUUCAUAUAAGCUCUUCGCGUCAGAGCCGACGCCUGGACACGAUCCCAAGAAGCUGGUCCUCCCGCCGAACAAAUCGACAAGUGCUCUGCACGACACGCCUCCACGAGACUUUUUCAUUGGUGAGGAUGACAGGGCGAAGCACCGACCCCAUUCCCAGCAUGAGAAGCCACGUGAGAGCUCCACCACUACCUCAGAAAACCCCGCAGCCGGCUCGACCGGCUCGACCGGGGCCUCCAGCGCAGGCGAGAAACCUAAGGAAGUUAUCAGAGGACCUUGGAGAAUUCUCAGGCUGCUACCGAGGGAGAGCCGCCACAUUAUUGGACGGAUGCUCGAGAUCGAUCCGAAGAAGCGGGCCAAGAUGGCGGAGAUUCUAGAUGACAACUGGGUGAGCAACACAGUUAUCUGCCGGCAGGUAGAGCUCGGCAAGGUGAUCAAGGCCGAGGACCAUGUGCACACGUUGGAACCACCAUCGGCUGCGCCAUCUUCAACAAAGUAGAUGGAGCGGCCAGAAAGAUUACUGUUCAAGUGUCCUUUUUUACUUUUCGAAACUGGGCCGUGUUGUACAGUGGGUCGACGAAUUCAAGAACAGAGAGGAAGAGGCAGAGGCUCACGCCUUCAAGAAUUAUUGUUGCAAUUAUUUUACACUGGUCACGGCAAGGAGAUGUACAGGUGGGGGUGGUGCAGGACUAUGAUUCAAACAGAUUGGCGUUCAAGGACCCCCUGAUUGGGGUUGGUUUUGAUAUCUUGGUUUGGUCAUAGAUGGCCCAGCAGCGCAUUUACAUUGAACAUACAUACCUCGUGUGGGCGGAUAGAGUGUUAGACCUUUGGAUCGUCCGUUCAGCGAUUUUCAGACUUACACGCCUUUGGGGGUCUGCGUAUACCCUCCGAUUGUCUACGAGAAUACAUGAUCGUAAUCAAUCGACACAAGUGAAGCUUU
This is a messenger RNA of Cryphonectria parasitica EP155, 2670 nucleotides long. Its product is annotated as Pkinase-domain-containing protein. Lineage: Eukaryota; Fungi; Ascomycota; Sordariomycetes; Diaporthales; Cryphonectriaceae. The transcript has 4 exons. The coding region runs from base 1 to 2229 and encodes 742 amino acids. Gene Ontology annotation, biological process: intracellular signal transduction; protein phosphorylation. Gene Ontology annotation, molecular function: ATP binding; protein serine/threonine kinase activity. The record is from RefSeq and is a predicted model, not a curated record.